Molecule: messenger RNA, 1164 nt
Organism: Saxophila tyrrhenica
Lineage: Eukaryota; Fungi; Ascomycota; Dothideomycetes; Mycosphaerellales; Extremaceae
Gene: PIC2
Product: Cu/Pi carrier
Exons: 3
Coding region: 1-1164 (387 amino acids)
Biological process (GO): mitochondrial phosphate ion transmembrane transport
Cellular component (GO): mitochondrial inner membrane
Molecular function (GO): phosphate transmembrane transporter activity
Source: RefSeq, a predicted model, not a curated record
AUGCCUUCUCUCUUCCCUGGCGCCAGCACGCUGAGUGCCACUUUCGGUCACUCCUCGCCGUACAACUUCACUGCCCAAGCCCCGGCGAAGCGCUCCCCCUACCAAGCUCGCAGCGAGCUCUAUCCUAGCUGGGAUGUCGCCGAAGACGCGAAGAACAAGGCCGCCGGGCUGAGCGAUGCCGCGCAGAAGGAACUGCAGAAGGCCAGCAAUGUCGCACAGGCGAAGGCGGGCAAGAUUCAGCUGUACAGUGGCAAGUACUACGCUGCGUGCACGUUCGGUGGUCUGAUGGCCUGUGGUCUCACCCACUGGGCGGUCACCCCUCUCGAUCUGGUCAAAUGCCGCCGGCAAGUUGACGGCAAGCUGUACACCGGCAACAUGGACGGCUGGCGUAAGAUCAUUGCCUCUGACGGCGUCCGGGGCAUCUAUACUGGUGGAUCUCCCACCUUCUUCGGCUACUCUGUCCAAGGCGCUCUCAAAUACGGCUGCUACGAAUACUUCAAGAAGUUCUACUCUGACCUUGCUGGACCCGAGAAUGCCACGCGCUACAAGACCUGGAUUUACCUUGCUGGUUCUGCUUCGGCUGAGUUCUUUGCUGAUAUCGGUCUCUGCCCACUGGAAGCCGUCAAAGUCCGCAUGCAGACUACGAUGCCUCCUUUCGCCACUGGAACUCUGAACGGUAUCAGCAAGAUUGUGAGCACAGAGGGAGUUGCAGGUCUCUACAAAGGUAUCUACCCUCUCUGGGCACGUCAGAUCCCGUACACGAUGAUGAAGUUUGCUUCUUUCGAAACGAUCGUCGAGAUGAUCUACCACCGCUUGCCUGGCCAAAAGUCCGACUACUCCAAGGGCGCGCAGACGGGUGUCGCCUUCACGGGUGGUUACAUUGCUGGUAUCCUCUGCGCUAUUGUCUCUCAUCCGGCCGACGUCAUGGUCAGCAAGCUCAACGCCAACCGCCAACCCGGAGAAGGGGUUGGUUCCGCGCUCGGCAGGAUUUACAAGGACAUUGGAUUCGGUGGACUGUGGAACGGCUUGCCGGUGCGUAUUGUCAUGAUCGGCACGCUCACUGGCUUGCAAUGGAUGAUCUACGACUCGUUCAAGAUCUUCAUGGGUCUGCCGACGACGGGUGGUGCUGCGCCGCCGGAGGAGGCGAAGAAGCAGGCGGCUUAA